AUGGUCCACAUCGAAGAACAAUACCAACUCCCCCGCGACUUCGAAGGCUACGGCCCCAGCCCACCCUCAGCAGAAUGGCCCCAGGGCGCCCGCAUCGCCAUCUCCUUCGUCCUCAACUACGAAGAAGGCGGCGAGCGCUCCAUCCUCGAAGGCGACGCCCACAGCGAACCCUACCUGUGGGAGAAAGGCUCUUCCGGAGGCUAUAAAUACGGCGCGCGCUACCUCAACGCCGAGCAGGAUUUCGAGUAUGGCUCGCGGGUGGGCGUGUGGAGGCUGAUGCGGUUGUUCGAGGAGUUCGGGUGGCGGAUUACGAUCUAUGCGGUGGCGAGGGCGAUGCAGUUGAAUCCGGAGUUUGGGAGGUGGUGCAAGGAGAAGGGGCAUGAGAUUGCGAAUCAUGGGUUGCGGUGGUUGGAUUUUUGGGAUUUGGAUUUGGAGAAGGAUAAGCAGUAUGUCAAAGACUCCCAGAACCUCCUCCACGAAGUUACGGGCGAGUUCCCCGUGGGCGUCUACUUUGGCCGGAGCACGCCCAAUACUCCCGGUAUGCUCCCCUUGAUCUUCAAGGAGAUGAACAAGGACCAAGGCACGCCGAAGCUGCUCUACAGCUCAGAGUGCUACAACGACGAUGUGCCGUACUGGGUCGAUUUGCCGUACGAGAAGGACUUGCCGGAUGAGGAGAAGGAGGGCAUGUUGUUGAUUCCGUAUAACUACGAUUGCAAUGACGGCAAGUUUCACAUGGCACCAGGUUUCACGUCUAGUAGUGGACAGCUCUAUGAGCAGUACCUGAAGAGCACAUUCGAUAUGCUGUAUCGCGAAGGCGGCAAGAUGAUGAACAUUCCUCUGCAUAGCCGUAUCACGGGCAAGGCGGGUAGAGCAGAGGCCUUGAGGAACUUCAUGCUGUAUGUCUCGCAAAAGGAAGGAGUUUGGGUGACGACGCGUAAGGACAUUGCUCUGCACUACAGAAGCAAGUUCCCGUAUAAGCCCGGGUCGAGGAGAGGCGGCAAGUAG
Zasmidium cellare ATCC 36951 is the source of this 1005-nucleotide messenger RNA. Its product is annotated as carbohydrate esterase family 4 protein. The record is from RefSeq and is a predicted model, not a curated record. NCBI's taxonomy places the organism in Eukaryota, Fungi, Ascomycota, Dothideomycetes, Mycosphaerellales, Mycosphaerellaceae. Gene Ontology annotation, molecular function: hydrolase activity, acting on carbon-nitrogen (but not peptide) bonds. The coding region runs from base 1 to 1005 and encodes 334 amino acids. The transcript has 3 exons. Gene Ontology annotation, biological process: carbohydrate metabolic process.